Molecule: messenger RNA, 1908 nt
Organism: Pocillopora verrucosa
Lineage: Eukaryota; Metazoa; Cnidaria; Anthozoa; Scleractinia; Pocilloporidae
Source: RefSeq, a predicted model, not a curated record
AUGGCAGUCAGUCUACCAAGCGCACUAGGAGACGAAAAAUACACCAUCAAUAUUAUCAAUUCUAAGAUUGAAACCCUUGUGAUUGGUGAUGGAAACGUUGUGAAUAACUUCUGCCGAUGUCUACAGUAUCCUGAGCACUCAACAGUUUCUCGAUCAGGUAGAACCGCGACUCGAAGGACAGCUAUUUGUCACGAUGGAGGAGAAAUUAGGCGUCGAACGAAAAGGAGACAAUCAAAGCUAGGGUUCCCUCAGCGCAAACACAGAGGAGAUUUAAAGUUUUCCUCGAAAAAUGUUUCAGACGAAAGCGAUGAAGAUUCCUAUUACGGUCAUUGCGGUCCACAAAUUUUCCCUUCCGCUUCAGGGGAACUAGACUUAGCAUUUGAAAAAUCGAUGAAGCGAUUUCACAUCAUCUUGAACAGACUUCAUCCUUUACGAGACAGUGGCAAUUUUAUGGACUUUACCAGCGUCGCAGAUAGUAUCCUGAUGAACAGCAAAGGUGAUUUAGAAUUAGAACUCUUAAUCCUUCUCGAGAAGAGCGUAGUGGUCAGUUAUCAAAAUGACUUGGAGAACUCGGAAGCGAUGGUUCGGGAGGUGUUGAGUAAGUUGAAAAAUUCUGAGGCUAGAGUUGAAAUGAAAGACUAUCUUGUGACUAUGGCCCAUAUUUACCUGACUGGAACUUAUCGACGGCAGUAUAAGCACGGGAAAGCAGAUUCCACCAUUGCUGUCGCCGAACAGGUAUCACCCAAAUCACAAAAUGAAACCUCUCGUUUCGUAAAGGCAUUGAUACUCUAUGAAAUGGCAAGCAAUUUGACCAUCUAUAUUAACUCUGUUCCACUCCAUCUUUCUGCACGCAAAAAGCUCGUGGAACAAUCGAAGCACUACAUGAAGCAAUGCAUAGACCUAAGCAUAGAACUUGAUGGAAGCAGCCUAUACAUUAAAAAGCAUCACUUUGGUCUACUCAAACUCGCCGCACUGGACCUAAAUUGUGGAACAAGGGCAGCUCGGGAACAAGUUACAAGUGAUAAAUGUAUUGCAGAUGCCCAAACCUGCCUCCGAGCAGUACAAGAAAAAUAUGAGAAUGAGAUGAGCGAAGGACAGAAAAUACAGUUCUUAGGGGCGAAGUCAGACCUAAAUUAUAGGCUAGGUGAUCUGGAGGCAGCGCAGAGUGAUGCCACUCAAGCACUGCAGUUGGCUGAAACACUUGGAUUCAACCUAGAAAUCGUUCCCUUUCGGGAGAGGUUAGAGGAUAUCUCAAAAUUAAUAACAUCAACAGAAAUGAUGUUUAUGGAACCAUCCCAUGAAGAAGUGUGUGUGAAUUCUCUGUCAUCCAGCUCUGUGCCAUUCAAUAGGAAUUCUUCUUGCUCCUCAGGAUGUGAGAUGGAAUGAAUACAAGGUGCUUACACAGGUUUAUCUAUUCCUUAACCAGUGUCUUGUGCAUUUUCAUUAUCUAAGGGCUCCUUUUUUUUUAAUUUCAAACUAUUGUGGCAACAGAAAUUAUAAGUAAUAGAGCCAAAUGUGAUUUUUUUAAUCAUUCUGUUACCAGUAAUAUGAGAGGUUUGAUUUAAGCCUUGAAUCCCAUAGAGUGACAAGCAUCCUAUAUCUUCUUACAAUAUUUUCCUCUCCUGAAUCACUCCUUUAUGAGAGUAAAGGAAAUGAUUACCAAAUAAAUUAAAAAGCUUUAGGUUUUUUGAGCAAGUUUUCCUUAUCAGCACCUUACUAAACCUUUAGCAAACAGAAUAAGAAUAAGCCCCAAGUUGUUAAGAGCACUAGAAGUACAGUGCUAAUUCAUGUUUGACUGCUAGGAAAACUAUGACUGUGUACUACUGUUGAUAGGCUAAUUUAACCCUUUAACUCCCAUGAGUGACCAAGACAGAAUUUCUCCUUACAAUACCAAUAAAAUAUCAACCA